Fusarium venenatum is the source of this 1497-nucleotide messenger RNA. The record is from RefSeq and is a predicted model, not a curated record. Lineage: Eukaryota; Fungi; Ascomycota; Sordariomycetes; Hypocreales; Nectriaceae.
AUGGCGACGCGAAUUAAGCCAGACGACAAUGUCGACAUAGAUCCCGAGACUCAAGUCGCAUCAGAAGAAUCACCCCUUUUACAGAAUACUUCUCCUCAGCAAGAUGGACCAUCAAAAGCAUUUAGACGACGCGCUUUGGGGAUGUGCAUGUUGGCAUUGCUCAUGGUAGAAGUCAGCCAAUUCAUCAUGAAUCCACCUACCAAAAAGAUUAUUGAGGAUAUUAUUUGUCGCCAGCAUUAUCCAGACCAUGCUAUUAAAUCUUAUUGGAUAGAGGACCAACGCUGCAAGGAUAGUCCCGUGCAAAAGACUCUGGCUAUGGUUCAGGGUUGGGCUCAGGCAUUUGAGAUGGGAGUUCCAAUCUUGACGCAGUUUCCGUAUGGUAUUGUUGCUGAUAAGUAUGGAAGACGACUUGUUUUGUUCUUGGCCAUGCUUGGAUGUUGUCUUUCUACCUGCUGGCUCUUGAUGGUUUGCGACAGCGUCUUCUUUCUCAUUGGUGGCGGAGGUCAAAUGGCUGUUGCAAUGGUUUACACCAUCGUAGCAGACGUUGUCCCCGUCGCUGAACGAACAGACAUGUUCUUUCGUCUGGUCGCCCUAGUCCUCGUCUUUAACGUCAUCUUCAACCCCAUAUCCGCAUGGUUGAUGGAGUACGACCCUUGGCUAUCCAUGUGGAUUGGCUUUGGCUUCAUGGUCUUUGGAACGCUGUGCAUUCUUCUCAUCCCCGAGACGAUGCACUUGAGACGCAAGGAUGAUGAUGAGAGACAUGAUGAGAACGACCAGGCUGGCGGUGUCCCUCUGAGCAAGAAUGGCGUGCUAAAGCAGGCUUGGUUCAGCAUCAAGAACGAUAUGCAGCAUGUCUGGAGGUUCAUCUUUGCUUCAAAGAGUAUCAUGAUGCUCAUGUUUUCUGUUGCUUUGUUUGUUCCGACGAGGAUCACACUUACGGGAGUGAUGCUGCAGUACAUGUCGAAGCGAUUUGACUGGUCAUGGUCAAAGGCUACAUACAUAUCGACGAUCGGCAUCAUUGCUACAGUGGUGUGCUACCUCAUCAUCUUACCAGUCACAUCCGAUUCUCUCAACAAGUCUCAUCGCUACAAGUCACGUCCUAUUGCACGAGAUCUCCUACUUGCCCGUGUUUCCAUCGCAAUCAUGACAGUCGGGUUACUCUUGAUGGGCGUAGCUGGAAGUCCAUGGCUUUUCAUCAUUUCCCUCAUAACAACCAGUGUCGGCAAUUCGUUUGUCGCUCUCAGCAGAGCCCUGCUCAACGCUCUAGUUGAACCGCAUACUAUUGCCACACUAAACACUACUGUUUCAGUUGUUGAAGUGUUGAUGGGUAUGACUGCGCCGGCUAUGAGCUGGCUCUUGGCCAAGGGUAUUGAAUUGGGUGAUUCUUGGAUGGGAUUGCCAUUUGUUGUUACUGGUAUGUUGGCUGUGAUGACAACUAUUAUGCUUUUUGCUGUGAGGCUUCCUUCGUCUGGCAUUGCUCAAGCUCAUGCUGGCUGA